ACAUUUGGCGAAUGUUGUUGCAGUUAAAUCCAAAACUGUAAAAGAAAAAAUUAAGAGAGAAGCCUUAAGAACUCAAGAUAAACCUGUUGCCAUCUUAUCAAAAUCACUACGUGGAGUAUUGUUACCAGUUACUGCCAAUUUACCCAAAAUGUUAUCGCUUUCUCGUGCUGUUCAGCGUGUGCGAAAAGAAAAGGAUAACAAUAAUAUUAUUAAUCCAUCGUCUCGUGCUGAGCUUGUUAUGAUCGAUGAUUGGAAAUAUACGUACAACAAUGAAUUGUUUUUGUUACAUCAUAAUGGCGGAGAUAAGAAACUUCUUUUUAGUAUAUACCAUGCAACGUAACCGAAAUUAUCUGACAUCUUGCUCACAAUGGCUUGGUGACGGUACAUUUCGUACUGCACCUGCUAUUCUUAUACAAUUUUAUGUGUUACAUGGAUUGAAAUACAAAACUUUGCCUUUAGUUUAUCUAAUCGCUCUAAAUAAAUCAAAAACGAUUUACAUUCAAUUUUUGAAAUUAUUGCGGGAACGUAUUCCAAAUUAUCUGCCUGAUCGUCUCAUGAUUAAUUUUGAACCUGCAUUCAUUGAAUAUUUUAAAAACGUUUACUCUGGGACUCAAAUAUGUGGCUAUAAUUUCCAUUUUAGCAAGUGUGUUUAUAAGCACGUUCAACAAUAUGGACUCCAAAAUCAAUAUAAUAACGACAUGAAAUUUUUAAUGAUUGUGAGGUUAAUGGCAUUAGCAUUUGUACCAACUCAAGAUGUUGUUGCAGCAUUCGAAGAAAUCGUUUCAUCGGAUUAUUACGAGCGACAUAAUGAUCUUUUUGACAAUUUGCUGGAAUAUUUCGAGAUGACAUGGGUUGGGAAAGUAAAACACAACAAAACUAAACGUGAGAAGCCUAUUUUUCCUAGUCGGAUGUGGAAUUGUUAUAACGCCGUUCUCAAAGAUUUUAUCCGUUCAAAUAAUCCAUGUGAAGGCUGGAAUUCUGGGUUCAAUGCCCGAGUAGGACAGGCGCAUCCCAGUAUAGCGGAAUUAGUGAAAUCGUUGAAAGACGAACAAAAUAAGACCGACAUCUUAAUGACACGAAUAGAAUCUGGUCUUGAUGUUGUUGCAGGUCGUCUUAAAGCCUAUCAAAAUUAUGCUGAUCGAUUGAAGCGAGUUGCUCAAAAUUACGAUCCUUCAAGAAAAUUGGAGUAUCUUAAUAAUAUUGCUAAAAUCCUAGCGUCCAAGAGUUACAUGUAAUUAAGAAUUUGAU
This is a messenger RNA of Microplitis mediator, 1248 nucleotides long. RefSeq lists its product as uncharacterized. The coding region runs from base 246 to 1235 and encodes 329 amino acids. The transcript has a single exon. NCBI's taxonomy places the organism in Eukaryota, Metazoa, Arthropoda, Insecta, Hymenoptera, Braconidae. The record is from RefSeq and is a predicted model, not a curated record.